AUGAGCACCAAUGGCAGCACGGUGGGCCAGCUCCUCUUGCAGAGGCCAGUAUGCAUUAGCUGGAGUCAGGAUAUGGAAGGGGCUGUCUACCACCUGGCCAACUGCUUCUUGCUCCUGGGCUUCAUGGGGGGCAGUGGGGUGUAUGGUUGCUUCUACCUCUUUGGCUUCCUGGGCACAGGCUAUCUGUGCUGUGUGCUGUGGGGCUGGUUCAAUGCCUGCAGCCUGGACAUCAUCCUGUGGAGCUCCCUGCUGGUAGUGGCCUGCCUGCUUCAGCUGGCACACCUGGUGUACCGCCUGCGCAAGGAUACCCUUCCUGAGGAGUUUGCCCUCCUCUACAAGACUCUGUGCCUGCCCUUGCAGGUGCCCCUGCAGGCAUACAAGGAGAUUGUUCACUGCUGUGAGGAGCAGGUCCUAGCUCUGGCCACUGAGCAGACCUAUGCUGUGGAGGGUGAGACACCUAUCAACCGCCUGUCCCUGCUGCUCACUGGCCGGGUUCGUGUGAGCCAGGAUGGGCAGUUUCUGCACUACAUCUUUCCAUACCAGUUCAUGGACUCUCCUGAGUGGGAAUCGCUGCAGCCCUCGGAGGAGGGGGUGUUCCAGGUCACCCUGACUGCUGAGACCACAUGUAGCUACAUUUCCUGGCCUCGGAAAAGUCUUUACCUUCUUCUGGCCAAAGAUCGAUACAUCUCCUGCCUCUUCUCUGCCUUGCUGGGCAAUGACAUCUCAGAGAAGCUCUACGCUCUCAAUGACAAACUCUUUGCUAAGUUUGGGCUGCGCUUCGAUAUCCGCCUCCCCAGCCUCUACCACGUCCUGGGUCCCACAGCCUCGGAUGCAGGGCCAGAGUCUGAAAAGAAUGAUGAAGAAAUCUGUGAGCCAGCAAUAUCUCCUCAGGCCCUGCCCACAUCUGUCCAGAAAACACUCCCUUAUCCUCCCAUUCCAGCUGCCACCAACCCUCCUGUACCUCUUUCCCGGGCCAGAGUAUCUAGGCCUGACAGCAGUGUCCUUGAUUCUAAAACUCCUCUCCAGAGCUACUCUCAAGUUAUGUCCAAGGGACAGGUCCCUCUGGCUCCAACACACACUGCUGAACUUUAA
Messenger RNA from Orycteropus afer afer, 1092 nucleotides. RefSeq names its product popeye domain containing 2 (gene POPDC2). Gene Ontology annotation, molecular function: cAMP binding. The record is from RefSeq and is a predicted model, not a curated record. Gene Ontology annotation, cellular component: sarcolemma. The coding region runs from base 1 to 1092 and encodes 363 amino acids. NCBI's taxonomy places the organism in Eukaryota, Metazoa, Chordata, Mammalia, Tubulidentata, Orycteropodidae. The transcript has 4 exons.